AUGUCUUCCUCAUCCAUCGAGUUUAUUCCUGGCAGAAAGAAAGGCAGCCGCAACGUCCUCUACGAUGGUCACCUCUACCACCUUAACAGAAAGAAGGAAGACAAGACCUACUGGAAGUGCAACAAGUGCAAGUCCCGCCUGAUCCUUGUCCAGGACACCUUCUGUUCUGCUACCCCUCAUGACCACGAAUCUCAACCAGCACUAAUUGCAGCCCACCGCUCCAAGUCUAAAAUGAAGACCCUCGCAGCUACUACUGAGAACUCAACUAAGCAGAUUGUUGCAGACUCUGUCGCUGGACUAUCCUUCGAAGCCUCGUCCCGGCUCAACUGUGAUCCCAAGUCCUUGGCACGACUAGUCAGACGAGCCAGACUGGCAGCCUACUCCCAUCCUGUCAACCCCAUCUCCAGACCUGUUUACUCAACUCUUCAGUAG
Molecule: messenger RNA, 432 nt
Organism: Bolinopsis microptera
Lineage: Eukaryota; Metazoa; Ctenophora; Tentaculata; Lobata; Bolinopsidae
Exons: 1
Coding region: 1-432 (143 amino acids)
Source: RefSeq, a predicted model, not a curated record